GUAGCCGUUCGAGAGAGUGGUGGUUUAUUGUGGCUCACGCUUCAAUGGAGAGAAGGGUGGUUUUCGAGGCGAUCAAGACGCAUCCGAUGAUCCGACCUGUAAGCAUUGUAGUAAAUCUGUUGCUGGUCCGAUUCGUAUUCUUCGCCAGAGGGAUUUUCAUUGAUUCGGCUAAGAGAUUCACAAUUGUACCUGAUCCCAAAUGUGGCCCUGCUCUCUUUUCGAUCGUUGCUCGAGUGAGAAGAGAAAAGGUCUUAACUCCCUCAUACAGCAACUGUAAUGGCUGUGAAGGAGACCUUAAGGCCGGCCUCUUGGCACUUUUUUCGCUACAUUAUUCUUGGUGGAUGAGAUUUAUUGAUGCUCAGGGUGAUCAUCGAAGAAGAACCUGAUCCGUGAGGAAACGGCUUUUCUAUUAGAUGUUUUGAGGCCAAAUCUUCCUGAACAUAGUUUCCUUCAAACAAAGGUCUUGAUUUACGCGUUCUUUGUUAAUGCUAUCUAACUUCCAUUUGGAUAGUUGCUGCUCUUUUCAGCCACUAUAACACUUUUAUUUUAUAUAGGUCCUGGAAAUCAAUCUGUUAACUUUUUCAAAUGUAGCUGACGCUAUUGAACAAUUGUGUGUGCUUGAGAUAUGUGAAUAUAAAUUUGAAUGAAUAUAAUCAUUGGUUGA
Molecule: messenger RNA, 664 nt
Organism: Juglans microcarpa x Juglans regia
Lineage: Eukaryota; Viridiplantae; Streptophyta; Magnoliopsida; Fagales; Juglandaceae
Exons: 3
Coding region: 45-386 (113 amino acids)
Source: RefSeq, a predicted model, not a curated record